AUGAUAAUUGCCAGCACAUACUUCGCUCGCAAAGAUAUGCACAAAGGUACCAUGAAAUCCCCAGAUGGGCUUACAGUAAAUAUGAUAGAUCAUGUCAUUGUAGACUCGAGACACCAAUCGAAUAUAAUAAACGUCCGCACUAGAAGAGGGCAAAUGCGAAUUCUGAUCACUACCUGGUCGAAAGUAGGGUAAGGGCUAGAAUUUUAAACAUCAAAAAGGAAAGAGGCUCGAAACAUAAACGAUACAAGGUAAAAGGACUCAAAGAAACAAACAAAAAUGAAGAGUAUAAGAAAAGGAAUGGAAGAAGGCGAAAGACCAAACAAAAUAUUUAAACAGAUGCCAAUAGAAAAACAAACAAGGGGAAGACUGAAGCUGAGAUACUUAGAACAAAUAGAAAAUGA
Molecule: messenger RNA, 401 nt
Organism: Diabrotica balteata
Lineage: Eukaryota; Metazoa; Arthropoda; Insecta; Coleoptera; Chrysomelidae
Source: the annotation of a GenBank genome assembly